Molecule: messenger RNA, 612 nt
Organism: Rasamsonia emersonii CBS 393.64
Lineage: Eukaryota; Fungi; Ascomycota; Eurotiomycetes; Eurotiales; Trichocomaceae
Product: NADH-quinone oxidoreductase
Exons: 3
Coding region: 1-612 (203 amino acids)
Molecular function (GO): FMN binding; NAD(P)H dehydrogenase (quinone) activity
Source: RefSeq, a predicted model, not a curated record
AUGGCUCCCAAGGUCGCUAUCGUGAUUUACACCCUGUACGGCCACGUCGCCAAGCUGGCGGAGGCCGAAAAGAAGGGCAUUGAGGCUGCUGGUGGCCAGGCCGACAUCUUCCAGGUCGCCGAGACUCUCUCCGACGACGUUCUGAAGCUGCUGCAUGCUCCUCCCAAGCCCGACUACCCCGUCGCCGAGCCUGAGAAGCUCCUUGAGUACGAUGCCUUCCUCUUCGGUAUCCCCACUCGUUACGGCAACUUCCCCGCCCAGUGGAAGGCCUUCUGGGACAAGUCUGGCCAGAUCUGGGCUUCCGGUGGCUUCUUCGGCAAGUACGCCGGUCUCUUCAUCUCCACCGGCACUCUCGGUGGUGGUCAGGAGUCCACUGCCCUUGCUGCCAUGAGCACUCUGGCCCACCACGGCAUCACCUACGUUCCCCUGGGCUACAAGGACACUUUCCCUCUUCUGACCAACCUGAACGAGAUCCACGGCGGCAGCCCGUGGGGUGCUGGUACCUUCGCCGCUGGUGAUGGCAGCCGCCAGCCCACUGCUCUGGAGCUUCAGAUCGCUGAGGCCCAGGGCAAGUCCUUCUACGAGCGUAUCUCGAAGGUCAACUUCAAUUGA